Molecule: messenger RNA, 4890 nt
Organism: Pocillopora meandrina
Lineage: Eukaryota; Metazoa; Cnidaria; Anthozoa; Scleractinia; Pocilloporidae
Source: the annotation of a GenBank genome assembly
AUGGGGAAGUUGUAUCCUACUCACUCGCCCGUGUCUUCUGCAGCCUUCGAUAUCACACUUCUAACAGUGCUUCUUAGAAAUAUCUGUGGUUUGUGCUCUCCUGCAAAUGGAUGGGAUCGCCUUCCCCUACCUACAAGCAUAAGCAUCGCAGAUGACAUUGCCAGAGUUAAGUAUUACAGGAACACUGUAUACGGCCAUGCUUCUCAAGCCUCUGUGGAUGACAGUAGUUUCAGUGCUUACUGGCAGGAAAUACGAGAAGCUUUGGUGAGACUGGGAGGAGCUCAUUUUAGAACUGAAAUCGACAAUCUUGAGCACGGCUGCAUGGAUCCAGAUAUCGAGGAGCAUUAUCGUGAACUGAUGAAACAAUGGAAGAAAGACGACGACAGCAUCAAAGACAAGCUUGAAGAAAUUGAGGGUAAGAAAAACAUUGUCCACUGCCAAUAUGGAUGAAUCAGAAGACUACAAAAGUAUAACUUUGCAGAAAAAGUCGAUUCUUCUUUCAUUUAACUAAAUUGAAUUAAAACAAAUUCUUGAACCUGGGCUAAUUCCUUGAGGGAAUUUUCGCGGCAACCUCUCAUGUUGGGGCUCCAUUUUCAUCUUAUUUCCAUAUUUUGUUUACAUCACGCACUUUACAAAAUUCAAAGGCGGAAGAAAGUCCAUGGGAAAAAAGAAAAAAAACAGGCCCCAAGAAGAAAGAAAGGGUACCAUUCUGUCAAGAAAAGAAAACAUUCCUUUGUGAAAGUUACUGGUGCUAGCGGAGCUCCACGCUUGCGUCCAGAUAUCGACCAAAGAAGUCGCCGUCAAACCAAAAUUUGCCAUACAUGAUGGUCAUUAUUGUUUCGUCCUCCUCAACGCUCCACUGAGCGAUCGAGGUAAAAAAAAAAGUGUCUGCAAUGGGUUACUUUUCCCGGGAAAUAUUUAUCCAUCGUCAAUGACGCUAGGAGGUCCCGUUGCUUUAUUGGUUUGCGGUUUCAAGAGGCAAGAUAAUCUCUUGGCGUGGCGCGAGUUGUUUGCGAACCGUUAGGAGCUAAAAUUUCCCAUUUGAUUUUGGGUAUAUAGAUUUGACAGAUUUUCGUCAAAUUUCUCCGAAACAUCCCAGGAAUAAUGGGAAUCGAAAGUAUGUUGAGAAAUUUUGAUAUUUGAAAUAUUUGUCCCGUGGCGUCCAUUUACGCAACAAGACUCGCAUAUUUUAGCUACUCCAACUUAAGAUGCCGUUAUCUACACAAUCAAUCAGAAUAUCGAAAAAGCCUGACACAUUUAUGUUGAUUGAUGCUUUGUGAAUUAGGCUGUGGAGCCAUUUUGCACGUGCUGCAUACAUAUACUUACAUAUACUUUAUUUACGCUCGAAAUUCAUAGUGUAGCUGUAGAGCUAAUAUCUUCGAGGAAAUAAGCUAAAAUAAAAUAAAAAUAUGCUUUAUUACAAUGUCAAUAUUAUAUAUAAACUGUGUACAACAUUAUGCAUGCAGAGGGAAUAUAACUUGUAGAUCUACUGUGGUAAAACUUCAUAUCUGAGGAUCCCCUGCUUGAAUUCUAGAAAAUUUAAUGUUUUGUAAGUGUCUGGGAGAGAGUUCUAUAUUUUACUAGCUAAGUAUGAAAAAGAGUGCAGACCGUAAGCAUCCGAUACCCGAUGAAUUUAAUUGAAGAACCUUCGGUCAUUUAAUGUCUUACCGGCUCCUGACAGUUCCUUAAAAGGAAGGUCGCUUAAAUUAUAUUUUUAUCCUAAACUGCAUUUAUCAAGCUUUCUUCUGAUAUAUAGUUUGCUAAGAUUUUUAGUGAAAUUAGUGCGCGUACGAAUUUUUUCCCGAAGGACACCCGCAAAGGAGGGAAAUAACCUUAACACGGCGGUGUAGGCCUGCUCAUGACGUUUACUAAACGUAAAUCUUGAUGUAAAUGUGCUUAUGACAUUGCGCUUAUCUUUCUUACAUUUUCAGAUUUGCUAGGUGACCUCGGAAACAAAACUGAGAAGAUAGAGAUUGAAAUGAAGGAGAUGAGAGAGACGCUUAGUAGCCUGACGACAACAGUGGAAAAAAGCACAAAUGAAGGUUGGUUGCAAAAAAAGAGCUACUCACGGAUAAACUGAACUAACGACGGUGAUUCCGUUAACUUGAGUACAUAACACAUCUUCAAAGCAUGACCACAUUAUUAAUUGGUUUUGGCCAUGUUAGCAUUUUUUGGUAAUGUAUACUGUUUUAAGAGCACACCCUGGCUAUCAACCUGCUCUGGCUACAAAUGAAAAUACUAGGUAAUGUGUGGGAUGAAUGGAUACCAUGGAAUCUCAGGCUACCUCUCGGUAUUGGAUAGUUUUCUGACAGCACUCAUAAGCAUUUGACCGACAAGUGUGAAUGUCUUAUUUUUAGUUUUUUGUUAAGGAUAGAAUGAAUCUAACUUCCUAGACCAUUAGAUGUGACCUGCAUAUUGUUGAAUGAACUACUAUAUUCCUUCCUCCACUCAUAAUUUAUUGUAGAGUAUUUCAUUCUACAUGGAAAAGUCCCUGAAUGAGGGUUGUCCUAGUAAAAAGGGACAGGAUAAGGUGUAUGUGGUUAUUUUACAUUUUCCCAGUAUAAAACUGUGAACGAAACCUCAUACUUCAUUGCAGGUGGACCUCUGGUUUUCUCCAGCCUUUUUGUUAUUUUUACUCAUGAUUAAACGACUUGAAAAGAAAGGACGGAAAGGCGACUUUGCUAUUCUUUAAUUAGUUCUUACUGUGUCGCUUUUUACCGACAAAAAAUCUUACGCAGGCUAUCGGCUCCAAUAAUAUCAAUAUUUAUCUCCUGAGUAAAAACUUUACGACAAAGUUUCACUAUCAGACACCGUUUAAGCCGAACCAUAAGUUUUUUUAGAAUGUUGUCUAAAAUUAACCCUUAACACCCUAAAAUUAAAAUGCAAUCUCCAUACUCUCCUCUUUACAUUUCCUAAGGUGCUGAUAAGGAGAAUUAGUUUCACAAUGAAGAGUUUUUGGUUGGUGAUCACUUCCUUGAUUCUCAUGACCUUAAUGUGUGAUUCAGGGGUGAUGCUGUGAGGAGACAUUAGAUGCUAAUCACCCUUAGGGGUCAAAGGCUUACAACAAACAAUAGACGAAAGGGAAAGGAUCUAUUUAGUUAUCUUUUCUUUCAUUGAAUAAAGUGGUUCUCACUCAGAAUAAAAUUUCUAUUGUUAUUCCAUCGUCAGAUACCACAAAAGAGUCUCUAGAUAAAAUAAUAGGCGAAAUGACAAAGAUUGACAGUGAACUGAAAGAAGUAAAGGAAAAGAUGUGUACUUCUACAGCUUUCGUGGGAGAAAGCAAGGAUGACGGUUAGUUGAAUUUUGUAAUAAAAGUUAUCCUGCUUAACCGGGUAUGUAGCCGUAGUCAACAUGUCCUAAAUGUGUGAGAGAAAUCAUCCUAUCUUGAGGGAUUCAGUUUUUCAAUUUUAACAGUUUCUGGUAUGCUUUCAUUCCCUUCAAUGCUUUAACUGUGGAGUACAGUUCACCUCUGGUCCUCACAAUUUUAUUACAAUUGCCGUUCUAAAAUUGCUUUUACACUGAUAUUUGGGGUGGCGUAUGGAAGCCACUGUUUAGUGAAUACCUGCCAACUAAGAGGUGGCGAAUUUUCCUUCGCAAGACAUGGAGUAAAAUUUUCCUUCAAAAUUUUACCCGUAAUAAGUGUCUAAACAUUUUACUUGAUGAUCCGUUUUCGUCUGUUUUCAGCUAUCACUAAAAACGAUGCCAUCUUUGUAAUCUAUGACAUUUUCCUUUAUCAUACAGGAAUAAUCAAAGAUUCAGUGAGAGAGGCACUUAUAAGAAUGGAGAACGAAAUAAUAGAGAAAAAGGAAAAGCUGGUUUCCUUUGAAGGCUUCAGCAGAAGAAUGCAGAGAUCAAGGUCAGUCGUGCGAAAGACAGCAGUUUUAACUGCAACAUUGGUAUUAAGUUCAGCUCGAUGUUAGAAACUAUCAGAGUAGGUUUGACUGAAUUCAUAAUCUAAAUGGCUUUUAACCAAUAAACAUGAAUCAUACACUGAUACCUUUUUGCAUCGUCUAAGAAAUUUCUUUGGCAAUGGUGUUGUAAUCAUUCACUUAUUUAAAUUCAGUGCUGAAUACCAGAGGGACAACACAAUUUUCACCACCUCAUUCAUUAGAUUUCUUACUCAUUUUGCUACUGUUAGGUAUUUUUGAUCCAACUGAGCUUAUUAAUGGAAUUCGCCAGCUGUACAAGACUCGUGAGGGAUGGCUCUCACCAUUUCCAUGGUGUGAAGAGUUUCAGUUUUUUCUUGGCAAUAUUUUUACAAGGCUCAAAGUGGUCAGAAGAAAGAAAACGAGAGGAGAAAUCACUGACGUAUUUGUUGACAUGUCGUGUAUACUAGACCCGUAUGAAGAGUGUUCAGCGCCGAGAACAGUGUUGAUUGAAGGAGAACCUGGUAUGGGAAAAACCACCUACUGUAAAAAGUACGCCUACGACUGGGCCACAAAACAGCAAGAGCCUCAGGGCUGCAGCGCAACAGCAUUCAAAGCAGUAUUGUUGCUGAAAUGUCGAGACAUCUAUUCUGAUGUUUGGGAAGCCAUUGAUGAUCAACUUCUUCCCCGAGACAUCGAUGAAGAAGUCAAACAACUAUUCUUUCACUUUAUUCGUGAAAAUCAGUCCAGCAUUUUAUUGAUAUUGGAUGGAUUGGAUGAGUUACCAUCCGGCAAAUUGUCGAUGUUUUCCGAAUUAAUUGAGGGAAGAGUACUCCCCAGAUGCCACAUAGUUGCAACAGCAAGACACGAAACUGGAAAAGAGGUGAGAAAAUGCUGCGACACGCUGCUUGAGAUCGAAGGGUUCACUGAAAACCAUGUGAAAGGAUUUAUCACCAAGUACUUUAAAGAAAGGCCGGAUUUAGCCGCCAAGCUCUCGGAACGAAUGUCCCGAGAUAAAACCUGA